GAAUAGAAAAGGCACGAUGUCGCUGGCGAUCAAAAUAGCGAUGCUCAUCGCAAUCGCAUCGUUAAUCAACAAGUGAAGUGGUAUCGGUCGGCGUGGUAGUGAACUUUGGAUAUUCUUUUUAUUUUAUUAUUGUUCAAAGAAAAAAGUUGUCCUUUUUUACAGUUAUUUAUUUUACAAAAUUUAUUAUAUUUUAAGCGUACUGCAAGUGUUCUAAAAUAUAAAAAUGAAUCAAUUAGGAAUUAUCGCAAGAAACUUCUCAAGUUCCAGUGCUGUCCAAAGUGCAAUCAAGAAUGUAACAGUUAUUGGAGGAGGCCUAAUGGGCUCUGGCAUUGCCCAGGUGACAGCCCAGGCUGGCCAAAAUGUAACCCUUGUAGAUGUCAGCUCAGAUGUCUUAGCAAAAGCUCAAAAGUCCAUCGCUAACAACCUCGGUCGUGUCGCCAAGAAGGUCUACAAAGACAAUCCUGCAGAAGGUGAAAAGUUUGUUGCGGAUGCUUUGGCAAGGAUCAAGACAUCCACAGACCCCGUGGAGCCUUCGAAGACAUCUGAUCUGGUGGUUGAGGCCAUUGUCGAGAAUAUAGAUGUAAAACAUCAGUUGUUCAAGAAGCUCGAUGCGGCAGCCCCCGCCCACACAAUUUUGGCAUCCAACACUUCAUCCCUCUCUAUCAAUGAGAUUUCUUCUGUGGUGAAAAGGAAAGACAAAUUUGGUGGGCUCCACUUCUUCAACCCGGUGCCUGUAAUGAGGCUUCUAGAGGUGGUCCGUGGGGCGGAGACUUCAGAAGACACGUACAAGAGCAUGAUGGCGUGGGGCAAGUCUGUGGGCAAGACGUGUGUGACCUGCAAGGACACGCCCGGCUUCGUGGUCAACAGGCUACUGGUGCCUUAUAUUUGUGAGGCUAUCCGGAUGUAUGAGAGAGGAGACGCUUCAGCCCGGGACAUCGACAUUGCCAUGAAGCUAGGAGCCGGCUACCCCAUGGGACCUCUCGAACUAGCCGACUAUGUAGGGCUGGACACCAACAAGUUUAUCUUGGACGGAUGGCAUAAGAAGUUCCCCGACCAGCCUCUGUUCAAACCCAUCCCACUGCUGGACAAAUUGGUGGCUGAGAAGAAGUUGGGAGUCAAGACUGGAGAGGGUUUCUAUAAGUAUGAUAAGAAAUAAGUGUUUUGUCUAGAUUGUUGAUUGAUCAUAAAUUUAUAUUAUACAAAUGUUAUUUAUGAGAUUUUUGCUGUAAUAAAGUCUGAAUUUACAUAUA
Plodia interpunctella (Indianmeal moth) is the source of this 1250-nucleotide messenger RNA. RefSeq names its product hydroxyacyl-coenzyme A dehydrogenase, mitochondrial-like (gene 3HCD). Gene Ontology annotation, cellular component: mitochondrion. Lineage: Eukaryota; Metazoa; Arthropoda; Insecta; Lepidoptera; Pyralidae. The transcript has 5 exons. The coding region runs from base 224 to 1156 and encodes 310 amino acids. The record is from RefSeq and is a predicted model, not a curated record. Gene Ontology annotation, biological process: fatty acid beta-oxidation. Gene Ontology annotation, molecular function: NAD+ binding; (3S)-3-hydroxyacyl-CoA dehydrogenase (NAD+) activity.